Messenger RNA from Plodia interpunctella (Indianmeal moth), 8317 nucleotides. It is a transcript of the gene Ubr1, whose product is annotated as Ubr1 ubiquitin ligase. Gene Ontology annotation, biological process: ubiquitin-dependent protein catabolic process via the N-end rule pathway. The transcript has 29 exons. Bases 415 to 5775 code for a protein of 1786 amino acids. Gene Ontology annotation, molecular function: ubiquitin protein ligase activity; zinc ion binding. The record is from RefSeq and is a predicted model, not a curated record. NCBI's taxonomy places the organism in Eukaryota, Metazoa, Arthropoda, Insecta, Lepidoptera, Pyralidae.
AAAGAAAAGUUUUUAAUCUGUGCACUGCGCAGUCGAUCAUCUGCUUGUAGAUUGCGUAUUUUUAUUUUUGUUCUUCAAAAAUUCCACGAAAAUAACAAUUAAACAAACAAUCUAUUGCAAUUUUAUUAUUUAACGACUUUUUUCUUUGUUAAAUUCGAUGACUUUCACAUAUUUCAUGUUUCACGAAACAAUCACGUUGUGAUGAAAUGUCAUUUUUUCCGUGGAUCUAUGCCAAUGUGAAAAUUGUGAAAAUUUACAUUCGUGAUUAUUUUGCACAUGAAAACUGAUGGUACCUAUCCAGCUGUUGGAGCCCAUACAUAGUCUUGAGUGUGUUUCCGUAUCGCAUCGGAGUUUCCACACAAAGUGUAUUGGAUGAGUUAACGUUUUUGAAGAGUGAAGGUGAGGUGACCGGAGAUGAGCUCGCCGCCGCCCGUGCAGCUGGAAGUGGAGGUGGGUGACGAGUCUAUGGAGGACGACGCGCCUGACAUGCUGCCAGCUGACAGGUUCACGUUGCCGGCGCGCGCAGACGCCGUGGUCGAGCUAUGGCGAUCCAAGGUGGCGGAGGGGGUGCUCGCGACUUCACACUUUCAGGACCACUGGCGAGUCACCGUGCCCAGGAUAUACUCGCCGCAGCCGAACAGGACUUGCUUGGAUUGGUCCUUCGACGAGGAGCUAGCGUCGAAGCUGCUGAUCCAGCCAAUGGAACAGUUCGUGUGGGGCUCCAGCGAGGGCACCCAGCCGCCGCCGCGGCGCUCCACGCUCUGCGGGAAAGUGUUCAAGCAGGGAGAGCCCGCUUACAGCUGCAGAGAGUGCGGCAUGGACAACACUUGCGUGCUAUGCGUGGAGUGCUUCAAGGUGUCCGCCCACCGCCACCACAAGUACAAGAUGGGGCAGUCGGGCGGCGGCGGCUGCUGCGACUGCGGCGACACGGAGGCCUGGAAGCGGGAGCCCUUCUGCGAACUACACAAGGCGCCGAGAGAAGAGUCUCAACCCCACACGCACAUAAGUGAAGAAGUGUUGGAACGCAUGAAGAUUGUAUCGUCAGUCAUCCUCUCGUACUGUCUGCGGCUGCUGACCCACGACCACGCCCCGGGCUUGCCCAAUGAUCUCAGAUUGAAGGACAACGAACGUGAUCUAUUGCAAAUAUUGGACCAGCCAGAUUGUUACUGCACCGUUUUGUAUAACGACGAAACUCACACGUUUGAACAGGUGAUAACAACCCUGAACCGCGUGUUGAAGUGCAACCAUAGAGAUUCUGUUGAACUUGUGACCCUCAUCGACCGCGAAGGUCGAGCUCUCGUCAAGUGUAACUCCUUCCAAGUUUGUGAUAAACUGAAGACGGAUAUCGAGGCAUGUACGGCGAUGUUCGAAAGGUUCACGUCGCGGCUCGGCCCCAGUCUCAAGGUGCUGGUGAUGCACGCGCACGUCAUCGCGCACCAGCACUUCGCCAUGAAGCUGCUCACCUGGCUACAGAACUUCGUAAGCCAAGAGCCGAGCCUCCGGCUGACGGUGAGCCAGGUGGCGCUGGGCGCGGAGGUGUGGGGCGGGGGCGGGGGCGGGGGCGGGACGCUGUGCGGGGGCGGGGUGGCGGGGGCGGUCAUGCAGAACGACUUCCGCAUGUGGAAGGCGGCCCGGACCGCCUGGCACCGCCUGCUCAUCGCCACCACCCUCAUGGACUGCAGCACUAAAAGGGCUAUGGCGAUACUCUUCACCAGAAAUUAUGGAUCGAUUCUAAAGGACUUCAUCCGUGACGACCACGACCACUCCUUCUCCAUAUCUUCGCUAUCAGUGCAACUGUACACGACGCCGACUCUAGCGCACCAUCUCAUCGCGAGGCAUGAUGCUUUGUUCGUAGUCAUCAAUACGUUUGUCAGUGAGUGCAAUAGAAGGUGCAACAAUAAGGGCCGUCUCGAGUUCGACCGCAACGUCCCUACAGGGUUCAAACGCGCUCAAUUCAUUCUGUACGAUGUGAAAUAUCUGCUAAGCUCUGUCCCCGCAUCGUUUGACGAUGACUUGAGGAAGGGCUUCUUACAUGGGCUGUCGCUACUGUUGAAUCUGCUGGUCAUGAUGCAGGGAAUGGACUCUGUCGUCAGACAGGUCGGACAACAUAUGGAAUACGAGCCGGAAUGGGAAUCGGCAUUCAAUCUCCACGUGAAACUGGCCCACAGCAUCACAUUAUCCUUGGAGUGGUGUUCCGCUGAAAGGGCUUUAGCCGCAGCCGCGUAUAGAAUGGCGCUGCGACGAUACGUGGACACUGCUCAGUUCCCGGAUACAGUUUUGAAAGAAUUAGGCAACAAGAGUGCAUUAGUCAUCCCCUACGAUGUAUCGGGCGAGCCUGUUUCAAUCCAUCGGCCGUUAUCACGAUUCAUAGCGGGAUUACAUUUACAACUGCACCGACACGGUUUGUCCUACCACAGCAGGGAGUUCGACCGCCCCGACAAGCCUAAACCCUCGCCUGAACAACUAAUUGAGCCAGUACUCCAAACCAUGGCUAUGAUAGCUCAAGUCCACGCCGGCAUGUGGCGGCGGAACGGCUUCGCUUUGUUGAACCAGCUGUACUUCUACCACAACGUCAAGUGUCGUGCUGAGAUGCUGGACAGGGACAUCGUUAUGCUACAGAUCGGCGCGUCCCUUAUCGAAAGCAACGAGUUCAUUAUACACGUGUUAAACAAAUUCAGUCUCCUCGAGUGGGCCAAGGUGGAUUUCGAGAAUAUCAGGGUGGAGGACGAUGAGCUGCGAUACACGAUCAGCAUGGUUGAGGAGUUCCUCGGGCUGCUUAUCACCAUCGUUGGUUCCCGCUACGUGCCAGGCGUGGGCGAGGUGACCGCCGAAGAUCGCACCAAGAAGGAGAUCAUACAGAUGCUGUGCGUCAAGCCCAUGCCGCACUCGGAGCUCAACAGGUCCCUCCCUGAAGACCAACUACACGAGACGGGACUCGAAGCGGUGAUACACGAGGUGGCCGACUUCAUCAAACCCACCAGCGGGAACAACCGCGGCCUGUACAAGCUGAAGCCGCAUCUAUACGACGAAUACGACACGUUCUUCUAUCACUACACCAGGGAGGAGCUGUCGAGGAGUGAGGAGGAGCAGAGGAAUAGGAGGAAGGCUGCUGGGCUGGCGGAGUGCUGCCCGCCGCCGCCGCUGCCGAAGCUGUCGCGGCCGUUCGCGCUGCUGGCGAGCGCGCUGCAGAGCGACGCCGCGCUGCACGUGCUGUCGCUGGUGCUGCGUCGCGCGCUCGACCUGCGCGCGCGCACCUUCUCCGAGACUCAAGUGCACAAGGCACUCCACUUAAUGGGCUACGCCCUCCGCGACGAAGAAAGCGGCCAUUAUGAAUUCGUAGCGUUCGCGGAGAGCGCCGCGCGCAGUGGAUUGCUAGCUUUACUCCAGCAGCUGGUCAACAGCCCCAGAGUCGAAGCGCAUAGGCACUUAGCUCGUUGGGUACUUCAGAAGAUGAGAAAACUACUGGGCCAAAGCGACGAAAAUGAUGAUGGUGAGAAUAUGGAGACAGACCAGGAAGAAAAGCCGGCGGCCGCGGAAUCUGCAGAGGCAGAAAAAGCGCGGCGAGCGAGGUUGGCAGCAGAACGCCGCGCGAAACUGAUGGCGCAGAUGAAGGCACAGAUGAACAACUUCAUAUCAAACAAUGCUACACUGUUUGAGGAGACCACUACUGAGGUGACCGGAGAAGAACAAGAACUGCGUCCGCUGUACCGCGGCGCAGCGCUGGGCGUGUGGGGCGGCGGCGUGCCGGAGCCCUCGCGGACCUGCAUCAUGUGCCAGGAGGAGGCGCGGGUAGAAGCGGCCGGCAGCCCGCUGGUGCUGGUAGCGUUCGCGCAGCAGUCCAGCGUGCUGAACCGUGCGCGUGCGGGCGCGCGUGGCGUGCUGCCGGGCGCGUGGCGCGCGGCCUGGCUGCCGGCCGGCGGCGGCGCGCAGCCGCACGUGUCCGGGUGCGGCCACGCGCUGCACGCGCGCUGCUGGAGGAAGUACCUCGACAACGUGCUGGAUAAAGAGAACAGGAGAUUAUACCGUCUCCGUCAACCGGCGGCUUUUGACGUGGAAAAGAAAGAGUACCUGUGUCCACUCUGUGAGCGGCUGUGUAACACUGCGUUACCGCUGCUGCCCGCCCCCCCUCUCCCGCCGGGCACCCCGCCCCCCCUCUCCGAGGAAGUGUACGCGGAGUCCGUCAGCGUCAUUCUGAAGAUGAAGCACCAGGUGUAUUCUGAAGCGGUUCACGUCUGCACGGAGUUUUGUGAGGAGAUGCAUUGCCAGGCUCGCGCCAAAAGCGUAGGCGCGAUGUCUUCCGACAUGGAGGAAGAAGAACCGGUGGAAGAGUGCGAGGUGUACGUGUCCACUCACUCCGAGAACCUCCUGCCGCAGGAGUUCCUGGUCCACUUCCAGGGAGAUAUCCCCAAGUAUAAUGAUAUGACGAAAUCGCUCAUCGAGAACUUCGCUAGCAAAUUACCCGGGCUGUGCGGCCUGUCAGAAACGGGUGGCAUGGUGUCAAUCGCGGCGCUGUACCGCGCCACAGCGUACACAAUACUCAGCACGAACGCGGUCCUGCAAGCGGAAUCGCGGCCCCUACUCGGGGAAAUACCGGCGAGGCACCGCGACGCCUUGCAAGUGUUGAUUCGGCUAGCUGCGGCCAUACCUGCUCUGUGGUCACAACCUAAACACUUGGCACACCACGCUCUAAGCUCCCUUAACACUUUAGAAGCAACUUCCCCUUUAAACCACGAACCUUUCGGCACUUUAAUAGCCCUAGUGCUAACGGUGCCAUCGCUAUUUUCGAAACCAGCCGGCCCGGCAAGACCCACGCAUCUAGCGAGACAGAUAACUCUACAAGCUUUAAGAGCUACUAUUACGCGAGCUUUGAUAGUCAUCGACGUGUCCAACUGCAAUACCGUGCCCAUGGACGAGGAACAAGACAAAAACACAGAUUUGGAAAACCUACUGACGAUCGCGAAGGAGUUGCGCAGGGGGAAUUUGGAUAUUGAUGUAUUAAAUCCAAUCGAUGUGUGGGAGAAGGUUAAAAGUCAGUGCAAGACGUUUUUAAGAUGUUGUUGCUUGUUCUACCAUUUCUUGAGCGAUAUAAUACCGCCAACGGAGCUGACGGUGGUCGACGGCGACACGUGGGACACUAUGUGCGGAUAUUUAGACAUGCCAUUGACGUUCAAAGAGCUUUUAGACAAUCCUUUAGCUAGAAAAAAAGCGAAAGAAUGGUCGGACAUGUCGACGGAGUGGUUCAACAACGAGAUACCUAGUCAUGUGGUGACCGAGCCGAAUGAGCCGCCGAGACUGAUACCGCUGCCUGAUGACUUCUCCGAGCUGAUGAAUGUGGUGUCGGAGUUCUCGUGCCCUAAUUCUGAGCGGGAGGACAGCAAGUACCCGACCAUGUGUCUCGUGUGCAGCCAGAUACUGUGUUCGCAGAGUUAUUGUUGCCAGACGGAGAUUCGGAAGCCGGGCGGCGGCACGGAGCACGUGGGCGCGGGCGUGGCGCACGCGCUGUCGUGCGGCGCGGGCGCGAGCGUGUUCGUGCGCGCGCGCGACGCGGAGCUCGUGUUGCUUGCGGCGCCCGCGCGCGGCGCGCUGCUGCCCGCGCCCUAUCUCGACCGCUACGGGGAGACCGACCAGGGACUCCGUCGCGGCAAUCCCCUGCACCUGUGCCAGGAGAGGUACGAAAAACUCCGCAUGUUGUGGCUCAGCCACGGCGUAUACGAACACAUCGCGCGCGCGCUCGACGCCAGCAUGCUCGUGACGCCGCCCUGGCAAAACAUGUGAUCACCGGCCUGCCCCACGCACACUGACCUACCAUCUAAACGUUCAAUACAACGCGUUCCUGCCAUCUAGACGGUCACUCCAACGUGAUCCUACCAUCUUGACGUUCACUACAACGGAAUCCUACCAUCUUGACAUUCACUACAACGCAUUCCUGCCAUCUUGACGUUCACUACAACGCGUUCCUGCCAUCUUGACGUUCACUACAAUGCGUUCCUGCCUUGACGUUCACUAAAUUGUGACCUGACUAGAUCCUGACACCUAGAUAGUGACUUGCCGUCUUAAAUGUUCAUUGCAUAUCGAUCCUACCAUCUAGAUGUUCACAUACAUAAUAAUUCACAUUUAAUCCCCUAAAUUUAGGAUAAAACAUUUUAUUUCGACAAAUUAAUAAUAAAUAUCACGAUUAUGGACACCAUGCAGUCUUACUGCAAAACUAUGUCUAAACUAAAAACUUUGUUAAACACAUUAUUUUCCCAUAUUAAGAAGUCACGUUUUUGAAUCACAUUUCCUAAUUGUCAGUAUUUUUUAUUCCAAAUAAUUUUAAAAAUGUUUAAUUUUAUACAUUGUUUUGUAGAAAAACUGAAUUGAUGUUUACGUAGCACAAAUUGAACAAAAAUAUUGUUGAUAAUAAACCGAAUGUCGUACGAAAAGUUAGACAAUAUUGUAAUAACAUGCUUUAGUGAAAACAUCACCAAAUACACGAACCAUAACUGCCCGAAAUAUGCCUUACGCUGUUUACCCUACCUUUCAAUAAUAGAUUUAAUUAUAUAAUCAUUUAGAAAUAAAAUAUUAGAGAAUAAAAUUAAUUAUUAUAUAGAUCUUAAUGUUCUAUAGAUUAACACCCAUUUGUUAUAGUCGAAUACAGAAAUGUAAGAAUGGAAAGUUCAUAUGGCAAAAAUCACGCGCAAAGAAUUUGGUAAAACGUUGACAAAAUACAGCAAGAAUUCUUGCAAUAAAUUGAAGAGGAUUUUGAGCGGCAUAUAAUGGGCGCGCGGAAAUAUUAUGUCGAAUUCGUCAUUUCUUUUCAGUCAUAGUAAUAAAAAGUGAUGGAACGCAACGUAUUUUAGAAAAAAGAUAUCUACUUAUUACAUGGUCAAAUAUUGAGGAGGUAGAUGGUGAUAGUAGCAAAGUGAAUCCUGGGCUCAGACUCUUUGCAGCUCAGAAAGAACUAGAAAAAACUCCAGAAAAAGAGAGGGAUAAAACAUAAUUUAACAAAAUAAACUUUUUAUGGAUGAAAAUUUUUAUAAUUAUAAUAUCCAUUUGAGCUUGAAAAAAUACGUACGAAUGGCAAUUUAAAAAUACGCGCAAUUCCCGCUGUGGUUUUUAUGAAUUGAUAAAUAACAUAUUUUAUUCGAAUUUGAAUAUAUUGUUGUUAUAGAUAGGUUUUGUUUAGGUCAGAUUUUAAAUAUUUACUCUUGUGCGUUAGAUAUGUGGAAAAAAUCUUGUAUUUACCCUUGUGAGAAGAGUGAGCUGGUCUCAAUUAUGUGCAUUCAAAAGUUCUGAAAUGAAAAAUCAAUAAGAUCUUUAAUUUGAUUAUAUUCUAUAUAAUAAACAGUCACAUUUCUCAAAGAAAAUGUACUUGUAAUGUCUUAAUAUGGCAACACUGGAAUAUGUUUAUGUCAUUAAAAAUAAUGUGGUAAAAAAAUUGGCAGCUAGCAACAAUUUUAUCAACGUAAAAAAAUAUAUUACGGAUUUAUUUUUAAUUACUGUUCCCUAUUUAACAUAUUGCAAUAUUGUUAUAUAUUUUGAUUGACCUCCAUAUGACCGUGUCGGAUUUUUAGUACGCACAUUUUUAUUAUUGAAUAAGAGUGAACUAAAUCUCGGAAGGUCUGACUUAAAUUGUAGAUAUGUUUGAAACUAGUUGAAAAACCUAACUAUUGUUAAAUUAUUUUUGUUUAAAACUUCUUUAAUAUAAUAGCAAGAAUCAGAGAUUAGCAAACACUGUGAAACUUUAUUGGUUUACUGGUAUUAGUUUUCAGUAAUUCUUGCCAGCUCCUGGACUAUGUAGUCGAGGAGCUCGCAACUUUGCGGCUGUGUAUAAUCUGUUUUUCGUAUGUACAUAGACUAAUGUAAUAUUAUACCGCGGUGGCUGGCUCUGUGCCUGUGAUUGUUAAUGACUGUAGUGAAUAAAAACAUGAUAUUGAAACUUCUAUUACAAAAAAUUCGCAAAUUAAUAUAAAUUACGAUGCUUUACGCUUAUUCAAACUAAUAAUAAAUGCGAAAGUGAGUUUGUAUUUGUUACUUCUUCACUCUUACUCAAGCAAUGUUUUUUGAUAUUUCCCAUACAUAGUAACGUAUAACGGAAUUAUAUUACUACAGAAAGGACAUACAUUUCAUCUUUGUACUGUUCCCGUGGAAACAUAACGCGGGUAAAAGCUAGUCAGAUUACAAAUUUGUUCACUAUAGUCUUUAUUUCGUCUGAUAUUAAAAAUGUAACUACAUAUUCUGUUUAAUACUUUUGUGCAAUCCUAAAUAUUAUGUUUGUUUUCGAUCACGUGUGUUUACUAAUUGUAAUGUUAGCAAAUAAACUAGUUUGUAAAAUAAA